Messenger RNA from Caenorhabditis elegans, 466 nucleotides. It is a transcript of the gene nhr-280, whose product is annotated as Nuclear Hormone Receptor family. The transcript has 3 exons. Bases 1 to 432 code for a protein of 143 amino acids. Lineage: Eukaryota; Metazoa; Nematoda; Chromadorea; Rhabditida; Rhabditidae. The record is from RefSeq and is marked reviewed.
AUGCUAUCGGGAACCAGGAGUAGGUCAUCCACGAAGGCGAGAAAAGGCACACCACGCCCGCCCGCGCUAUCUCAAUCUGUGUACUGCGGCCGACGCUACACGGGACCUCACACCACUUUUUUUUUUGAAAUAACUAAUGACGAGUACCUGCUGCUAAGUGUUUUGAUCUUUUGUAAUCCAGCACUACUGCAACUUUCUGAAAACGGAAAGCUCUUGCUAACCAUCUAUCGAAACUUGUAUUGCUCUGCACUUCUUCAACAUUGCCUAUUAAAUAAUCAAAAAUCGGGACCAGCUCGUUUUACUGAGCUACUCGGAGUUUAUCAAGCUAUUGAAGUUCAUUAUAGUGAUCUCGCAAAUUAUAUUGUCUUGUUUCAAUUGAAUCGGCCAAAAGUGAACCAGAUUGUAAAAAAUUGUUUUGAAGCUGUAACCUGAGUUAAAUACUUUUAAGCGCCAGUUCAAUAAUAUU